Molecule: messenger RNA, 2422 nt
Organism: Desarmillaria tabescens
Lineage: Eukaryota; Fungi; Basidiomycota; Agaricomycetes; Agaricales; Physalacriaceae
Product: DEAD-domain-containing protein
Exons: 9
Coding region: 75-2315 (746 amino acids)
Molecular function (GO): nucleic acid binding; ATP binding; RNA helicase activity
Source: RefSeq, a predicted model, not a curated record
GACUCGAGUUAAGUAAACUCAUUUUGUCCUCUUCCAAAAUCUCUUUGACACGGUCCAAGAGUCGAGAACUUGAGAUGGCCGACUAUGUCAUGACCAUAGACUCUGAUGCGGAAGAUGCUCCAGAAUUGGCUAUCGAUCCUGCCAAAGACGAGGCGUUGAAUCCUGACUUUACUUUCGAUUUGUCUGGAGACCCUUACACAGAUUUUUUGGAUGAUCCCGCCGUCACCGCACACGACCACGUCAGAAAGGGUUCUCGACCGGAACCCAUAUCUGUAGACGAUAUAAUUCAACGUCGGCGACUCUCUAAUAAAAGAAAACGGUCUAUAGAAGAAGAAUCUUCCGACAAAGAAAGCGAUACUACCAGUGAAGACGUUGAAGAAGAUGAAGAAGAGGACGAGGAGGAGGACGAGGCUACCGGCCUGGACCAUGAAGAUGAUGGGAAUAUCUCGGAUUCAUCCUCUUCUGAUGAUUCCGAAGUCGAAACUGCAGCAGAGAAAGCACGAAAAGCGGCUUUCUUUGACUCGGAAAUAGCCCCAUCUUCGGAAGAACAUUCCUCGUUCCUAACCAUGAAUCUCUCCCGGCCCAUUGUCAAAGCCUUAACAACAAUAGGGUUCCAGAAGCCAACUCCCAUCCAGGCUGCAGCUAUCCCCGUGGCUCUGUUAGGAAAAGAUAUCGUCGGAGGAGCAGUAACUGGUUCCGGAAAAACAGCUGCAUUCACGAUACCAAUGCUGGAGCGGCUGCUUUACCGUGAGAAGGGUAAAAAAGCCGCGGCCACCAGGUGUUUGGUGCUUGUUCCCACUCGCGAAUUGGCAGUACAAUGUUAUGACGUAGGCACCAAACUCGCGACUCACACAGAUGUACAAUUUUGCUUGAUUGUAGGUGGACUGUCCCUCAAAACACAGGAAGCCGCUUUACGCAACCGUCCAGACGUCGUCAUUGCCACCCCCGGUCGUCUUAUUGACCAUAUACGAAAUUCUCCUUCUUUCAAUUUGGAUAAUCUAGACAUUCUUGUUCUGGAUGAAGCCGAUCGCAUGCUCUCCGAUGGAUUUGCCGACGAACUAUCGGAGAUUAUUAAAUCCUGUCCGAUCUCUCGACAAACGAUGUUAUUUUCGGCGACAAUGACGGACUCAGUAGAUGAGCUGGUUAAGAUGUCGUUGCAGAAGCCCGUACGCCUAUUCGUGGACUCACAGCGAGGCACCUCGAAAAAUCUGGUGCAAGAAUUCGUCCGAGUACGGGCCGGUAAAGAGAGCGAACGUUCCGCCUUACUGGUCACGCUAUGCAAACGAACAUUCCGCGAGAAAACUAUCAUCUUCCUGCGUAGCAAGAAGCUAGCGCAUCAGUUGCGAAUUGUGUUUUCUCUACUUGGUAUGAAAUGUGAAGAGCUUCACGGAGACCUCAGCCAAGAGCAGCGACUCAAAGCUUUGCAGCAGUUCCGUGAUGGUGCCGCCGAUUUCUUGAUGGCCACGGACCUUGCUUCUCGCGGUUUGGACAUCAAGGGGAUAGAAACCGUGAUCAACUAUGAUAUGCCCGGUCAAUUAGCCCAAUACCUACAUCGGGUUGGUAGAACUGCUCGCGCGGGGAAGAAGGGACGGUCUGUUACGCUGGUAGGUGAAGCGGAUCGCAAAAUGCUGAAAGCCGCAAUCAAGCAUGGGGCGGGUGCCGAUCAAGUUCGACACCGAGUCGUUCCACCAGAAGCUGUGGCCAAGUGGGCGGAAAAAUUGGAGAGCAUCAAGGCGGAAGUCGCGGAAGUAAUGCGAGAGGAAAAGGAGGAGAAGCAGCUACGGCAAGCUGAGAUGGAACUGAAGAAAGGUCAAAACAUGAUCGAGCAUGAAGCAGAGAUAUUCUCGCGGCCAGCAAGAACAUGGUUCCAGACGAACAAGGAAAAACAGCAUACGGAAGCCAUCAGCAAGCGACAGUACGAAGCAGGUCUUACUUCCGGGGGUCGAACCAAACUGGCGGAAAACGCUAAAGAUGAACACGAAAAGCCCAAUCGGAGCAAGUUCUCUGGGCUGUCAAGGAAAGCAAAGAGACGGAAAUUAGCAAUGGAAGACGAUGCUGAGACGGGAGACAGCCGCUCAUUGCAAGCGGCCAUCCGAUCAGCAAAGAAAUCGGCACGACCAGCUAAAAUUGGGGUUCCAGAACGACGACCGUCGAAGGCAUCGAAGGUUAAAGGCAGGAAGACACCGAAAAAGGCGCCACGUUCCGGCGGAGCUUUUGAUAGUGAUCUGGGCCAAAGGGCGCAUGAAGGCGCAAGGUCGAAGAAAGGUGUGUCGGCUGGGACGAAUAGGAAGGCACCCAAGCGUAAAGGGAAAUAGAUUUUAGUUUGCUGUACAAACUUUGAUUUACGAUAUUCAUGCAUGUCACGCCUGUCACCCUGUGACUGAUCGUGGGGCAGCGUGACAGACGCGUUUUUCUGCUUCGA